This is a messenger RNA of Heterobasidion irregulare TC 32-1, 291 nucleotides long. RefSeq lists its product as uncharacterized. The coding region runs from base 1 to 291 and encodes 96 amino acids. The record is from RefSeq and is a predicted model, not a curated record. Lineage: Eukaryota; Fungi; Basidiomycota; Agaricomycetes; Russulales; Bondarzewiaceae. The transcript is spliced from 2 exons.
AUGUGCACUGAGCCGUGUCACAGGAUAUCCUAUAUUUCUCAGAUUGUAGCACCUCGCGUAUUGCACUCCUCAAUGUCACGUUAUCCUCAGAGUCACCCCCAGAGACCAUCGCGUCUGAGUCCGGCUCCCCAGAUAGCACCCCGCCGUCCUCCGCCCCACUCACUCCCGACGAAAGCCGGCCAAAGGACUCUCAUCGGGCCACCGACGGUGCCCUUCCAGUCGGGUCGGACAUCCCUCUCCUCGUGCAGCAUAACUUCCUCAUUGUACAAGACGGCGGGGCAUGUCCGCUAG